UACUAUACAAUAUUGACUUGAAAAUAAACACGAUGGAAUGAAGUCUCCAGAUAACUCAUUAAUGUGGUGAUUGUGACUUCUCUCUGACUGGAUGUUCUUUUUCCCUGUAAUGUGGGCAGAACAUUGAGUGUUCUCUUACCAUAUGCUCUCCUCUGCUUUCUUUCUAGUCCACUACUUAUGCUAUCUUCAGAGCUCUUCUUGUCCAUUCAUUGACCACCUCUUCCUUUCCUUCAUGCUGCCAUCUCACCCAGCAUACUCUUCUUGAUGCUGGUUUACAAGGCACUACAGCUCACAUUCAAGUCUUUCUAUGAAGCCUAUUUCUGUACUAACUCUGCAGAUUAGCUGGCAUUUUUACGUUUCUUCCUAUUGCUUAGUUAGAAUUGGGGUCAAGGACUACUUGUGUAGUCUGUUCACUGUGGGUGAAUUUGACAUUAUGGAAUUUACAAGUCAAUAAUCCAUGUGGGACAGUUAAAUCAAUGUGCCAGACUGUGUAGUUUCUAAGGAUGUUACCAUGUAGCUAUUUACACAAUCAAUAAGACUAGGCUCACUGGUUAAUCCUAACAGCUACACCCCCCACUUUUUCCCCACUCCAGUAUCUGUAGCAGGAUUUACCAUGUGCGGGGGCCAUAUUUUGUUGAAGAUCAUGAAACGACAGCAUAAUUAGAAGAUCAUUCAACAUCAAGUGGUACUUCCUCGUUCAAGCCCAGCCGAUCACUGGUCUCUCUUCCCACUGCCCAUGUGAUGCCGUCUAAUGCCAGCUCUUCACUUUCCAAACACAGGGAAGCUUUGAAGUCUGAUGGUUCACAAUGGAAUACAAACCUUUUACGAUCAGGAGGAAGCCGAAAUCUGGGCAUACUGGACAACUCUCUUGACAUGAAAGAUGUGAGGCCUGUAAGGAAAUGGUCAUCCUUAUCUAAACUCAGCACACCAGAUAGCUGCAGUCAGGAUGAAAGUGUUCUUUCCGGGGACUCCAGGGCUAGCACUGACAGAUCAGGGAGAGACAAGACCACGUCACCACAAUUAAGAACAAGUGGGCCAAGCUGUUUGUAUAAUAGCAUGGAGUUGCUUAAAAUUGAGGACAAAGAAACUGGGAAAAAAAGAUCUUCUACAUUGGAUUGCAAAUACAAAUUUGAAAGUUGCAGCAAAGAAGACUUUGGUGUUUCAGACUCUGGAAAUAGGAGACAUGUCUUUGACAUGACCUACAGUGCCUUACCUGAAAGCAAGCCCAAUGCAGCCUGCAGUGAGACACUUGGGCAUAGAUAUGUAACACUGGGACAGCAGGCUAUGAGUGGAGUACCCAUUCAGCCCUCAGUCAGGACUCAGAUGUGGCUUACAGAACAGUUGCAUGCAAAUCCUCUGGACUGUAGGACUUCUGAGGAGUCUUACGGUUUGGCAUCUUGGCAGCUGCAACAGUUUGAAGAACUUCCAUCAGGAAAUGAGCACCCAAUGCAGGUUUUGACUGGAUCAUCUCGUCAAGGUUACCCAAGUACAGGCUAUCAGGAUUUCAGUAAUUGGGAAUCUCUUAUGAAAAUCAAAGAAGGGUUGCUAAGACAGAAAGAAAUUGUGAUUGAUCGGCAGAAGCAACAAAUUAACAGUUUAUAUCAGAAGAUAAGGGAGAAUGAAUUACGGGCUCAACAUGCCAGGCUGAGCCAUCUUGGGAAUUGUGAAGAAUCCUAUGUGACAAAUUUACAGAAGCAUCAGCAAUAUGAGAGCACAUCAUUGCAAGCUCCAUUUUCAGAAAGAUCAGUGUCUCACUGUGAGCUUGAGCAAAAACUUGCAUCAGUUGAGAAUAAGGAAAUGCAGCUCAAUGAGUUUCUCAAGCAAAUUUCAAACAAAUCCAGUGAAGAGAAAAAGAAGAUGGAAGAGAAACUUAAAACUAGAGACCGAUAUAUAAACAGCCUGAAAAAGAAAUGUCAAAAGGAAUCUGAACAAAACAAAGACAGACAGAGACGAAUUGAAACCCUAGAAAAAUAUCUGGCUGACCUGCCAACGCUGGAUGAUGUAGAAAGACAGAGUAAGCAGCUGCAGAUUCUAGAAGAGAAGAACAAGCAGCUCCAAGAAACAGUGACAGAUUUGGAGAAGAAGCUUGGAGACAUUAGAACACAAUGUAGGGAGAAAGAGCUGCAGCUUGUGUGUCAGAAAAAGAAAGAAAAAGACCUGGUUGCCACAGUGCAAAGUUUGCAACAGAAAGUAGAAAAAUGCCUGGAAGAUGGUAUCCGCCUCCCCAUGUUGGACACAAAACAGCUUCAGAGUGAGAAUGAAUGCCUCAAAGAAAAGAAUGAGAGAGCCAGUAAGGUCAUAGACAAUCAACAAAAUCAGAUAGCUGGGAUGAUAUUAGAAAUUCAGUCCAUGGAAGAGAAGCUUUUGCAAGGAAAACUGACAGUGCAGAAGAUGACAAAUGAGAUUGAAGAAAAAGAAAGGCAUAUACAGCAGUUAAAUAAAGCUCUGCUUGAAAACCAAAGACUAAUGGAAGAAAAUGCCUUUUUGAGGGAGCAGAUACACCAGAUGGAACAGUCCAGACAGCCAAUGUCUGAAAAAAUGCCAGUGGCUGACCAGUUGUUCAAAGAAAUGUCCCAUUGUUUAUUUGACUUGAAAGCACUAUGCAGCAUUCUUACCCAGAGAGCUCAGGGCAAGGAGCCUAACCUGUCCUUACUGCUGGGAAUCAGAUCUAUGAGCUGUUCAGCUGAAGAGAAUGAGAAUUACCACAGCACAGAAACUCUCACCCAGAAGCUCACGGAUGUGUGCCAGUUACGGAAGGAUAUUGAUGAACUGAGGACUAUAGUAUCAGACCGUUAUGCUCAGGACAUGGGAGAGAACUGUAUUACGCAAUGAUAAAAUUUUGGUCUCACAGCAAAGACUAUGUUAUUAAAAGCUGCUGUGGUACAGAUCUUUGUAUUUCUAUGAAGGAUCCAUAUUGGAAGAUUACAUGUUGUAUAUGAGCUGCACAGGAGUCUCUCUUGGUGGGUCUGAGGGGUUGUGCAUAUUUAAAUUUGGGAGAUGAUGGGGCAAUCUUAAUUUGAAGAGAGUGGUACACACCUCAAGAAAAUCUAUGCUCUCCAAACUACUGACUGUAGGACCAAGCUGUGAAGAAUGUUCCCAUUAGAGAGGUAGAAUUUGUAUUUCCUCCCUCGUGGCUCAUUUAAUAAUCCAUAUGGUUAUAUUGUUUUCUGGAGUCAAAGCAAAGUCUCAAAGAAAGGCACUGUUGUUACUACUGUAUGUACUUACUUUCU
This is a messenger RNA of Pelodiscus sinensis (Chinese soft-shelled turtle), 3230 nucleotides long. The record is from RefSeq and is a predicted model, not a curated record. NCBI's taxonomy places the organism in Eukaryota, Metazoa, Chordata, Testudines, Trionychidae.